UUUUUUUUAACAACAAAAAUUUAAUUUAACGUUGUCUGCAGCAACCUUCGAGCCACCGCCUCCUCGUUGAGGCUCCUCUCCUUAACGCUUCAUUCCAUUCCAUUGCCGAAAAUGGUGAAGAAGAGCAAGAAGAGUAAGAGUAAGAGGGUUCCAUUGAAGAAGAAGUAUAAGAUCAUAAAGAAGGUGAAGGAGCACAAGAAGAAACAGGCCAAGGAAGCCAAAAAGCUUACUUUGAGUGGCAAGAAGAAGGUUGAGAAGGAUCCUGGUAUUCCCAAUGAUUGGCCCUUCAAGGAGCAGGAGCUCAAGGCUCUUGAAGCACGCCGAGCGCGCGCUAUUGAUGAAUUGGAGCAGAAGAAAGCCGACCGCAAAGAAAGGGCUCGAAAAAGGAAAUUGGGGUUGCUAGAGGAUGAUGAUAGCUCCAAGGUGGUUGAUAGUAAUGAAAACACUACUUUUGUGAAGACCAGAGAUACCUCUGAUAAGGCCUUUUACAAGGAUUUGGUGAAGGUCAUUGAAGCCUCUGAUGUCAUACUAGAGGUCCUUGAUGCCCGAGAUCCCUUGGGUACCCGUUGUGUUGAUAUAGAGAAAAUGGUGAUGAAAAUGGGACCUGAUAAACAUCUUGUGUUGCUUUUAAACAAAAUUGAUCUUGUCCCUCGAGAAGCUCUCGAGAAGUGGCUCAAAUACCUUAGAGAAGAAUUGCCUACUGUGGCUUUCAAGUGCAGCACCCAGCAACAAAGAUCAAACCUAGGGUGGAAAUCUUCUAAAACAGCCAAAUCAAGCAAUACUUUGCAACUAAGUGAUUGUCUUGGAGCUGAUACUCUCCUCAAAUUGUUGAAGAAUUACUCAAGAAGUCAUGAGAUCAAAAAGUCAAUCACUGUGGGUUUGGUUGGCCUGCCCAAUGUUGGUAAGAGUAGUCUUAUUAAUAGCUUAAAGAGAUGCCAUGUUGUCAAUGUUGGUGCUACUCCUGGGUUAACAAGAUCAAUGCAAGAGGUUCAAUUGGACAAAAAUGUUAAAUUGCUGGAUUGUCCUGGUGUCGUUAUGCUGAAGUCUAAAGAAAAUGACAGUUCUACCGCAUUAAAGAAUUGCAAGAGAAUUGAGAAAUUAGAGGAUCCAAUUAGCCCAGUGAAGGAAAUUCUCAAGCUUUGCCCGUCCAGGCUGCUGGUUACUCUUUAUAAGAUUCCAAGUUUUGAUUCUGUUGAUGACUUCCUACAGAAGGUCUCAACAGUUAGGGGCAAGCUCAAGAAGGGUGGAAUAGUUGACACUGAAGCUGCUGCCAGAAUUGUUCUUCAUGAUUGGAAUGAAGGUAAAAUUCCAUAUUAUACCAUGCCCCCAGUGAGGGAUCAAGGGGAACUUUCAGAGGCCAAGAUAGUUUCAGAGUUUGCUAAAGAGUUUAACAUUGAUGAUGUCUACAAUAGUGAAACAUCAUUUAUUGGGAGCCUUAAAUCUGCUGACGCCUUCGAUCCUGUUGAAGUUCCGUCAAGUGGCCCUCUCAACCUUGAUGAGGCGAUGCUAGAGGAUGAUCAGCAAGUUAAACCGUCAGAACAAGAGGAUCCUGAGAACAUGGCUGACAAUGAUAGUGAUGAAGCUAUGGAAGAUGAUAAUGGUGAUGCUAGCAAGAACAAGGGGAACAGUGCAGCUAGUAGACAAAAUGAGAAAUUAUAUACAGCCGAUGGUAUACUUAAUCCGAAACUUAGGCGAGCAGAGAAGAAGAAAAGGAAAAAGGAUAAAAAAGCCACAUCAGAUCCCAUGGAUGAUGAUUAUGACUUCAAAGUUGAUUACUUCAAAAAGGGAUCCACAAUGGAUGCUGAAGGGAGCAACAAUGAGGAUGAAGAUGAUGAACAAGUCAACUCUGAGGUGCCAAUGUCUGGUAUUCAGGUUGAUGAAUGAUUGGUCACCAUUGAAUCUUUAUUAAGUUUUUUUUUUACUUCAUUUUAUUUACUAUCCAGUAUUUCUCAGGCUCGUUUUUUUCUUAGUUUAGUCGUGUUAUAUAGCAUAACUGCUGAAAAAAUAUAUCUAUAUUCGCUUCUGAACCCAGGAAAGGUGGCAAUUUUGAAACACGUAUACUAGUCUGUUUUCUUAGGAGAGAUAUAUGAAUAUUUGUACCAGCUAUUUGCUGUUUAUUAUCUAUCUUGCAUAUAGUUUUCAUUAUCGUCUAA
Lotus japonicus is the source of this 2153-nucleotide messenger RNA. Its product is annotated as guanine nucleotide-binding protein-like NSN1. Gene Ontology annotation, cellular component: nucleolus. The coding region runs from base 112 to 1884 and encodes 590 amino acids. The transcript has 9 exons. Gene Ontology annotation, molecular function: GTP binding. The record is from RefSeq and is a predicted model, not a curated record. NCBI's taxonomy places the organism in Eukaryota, Viridiplantae, Streptophyta, Magnoliopsida, Fabales, Fabaceae.